CAACAAAAAUGGAAAAUGAGGACACAAAGAAAAUGCAAGAAAUGAAAACUGACCUGGAUUUAUUAUUGGAGUGUCUGAAAUAUCAAAUGGACAAUUCUAUUUCACAGAAGGAAGCUUUAGUUACUAUUCAUUCAAUUUGUCAGCAAAACAGUGAUGCAGGUGUUUAUUUUCGGGAAAUUGGUGGUCUGAUAUUUGUAAAAAACCUUGCAAAGUCAAGUGAACAUAGUAUGGUUAAAGAAGCAGCAUUAUUUACAUUAGGUGCUCUUGCAGAAGAAAAUGUUUACAGCCAGCAAACUUUGUGUACUUCAGAUUUAUUUGAAGACUUAAUUUUGUUCUUAUCUAAUGAUGAUUCAAACACAAAUUUAAAAAGAAUGUCUGUCUAUGUUAUUUUGGUCCUGGUUUCAAAUAAUAGAUGUGGACAAACACUUGUGAGAGAAACAGGUUGUAUUACUGUUCUGUCAGAAUUGUUCAGGACAAUUCUUUCAAAACAUGAGUUGAAUUUGUUAGAUAAUAAGGUUUUCCAGAAUUAUCAGUUGUGGUCUUCAGUGUGUAGUGCUCUAUGUGCCUGUGUCAACAAUCCUCAAAAUGAUGAGAAUCAAACAUUUUGCUGUUCACUUUUUCCAUAUGCUAAUGAUUGGCUAAUAUCUUGCAUGAAACCUGAGAUAAUUCGCCCCCUCUGCUCAUUUAUUGGACUUACGCUAGCAAAUAAUACAUAUGUUCAGAAAUACUUUGUGUCUGUGGGUGGAUUGGAGGUAUUGUCUCAAGUUCUUGUGCACCUGGAAUCUGACUCAUACAAAACUGUUUCCAAUGCUAAGCUUGCAGUGGUGGUGACAAAAACAAUGGAUGCAUGUAUUGCUGAUAAUCCUACUUUUAGGGUAAUAGUAUCCAAAUACCACAUAGUUUCAAGACUUCUGGCAUUACUGUCUCAUGAAAGUCUUGAUUUAGAAGAAAAAUUUAGCAUCAUACUUACUCUUGGGCAUUGCACUGAGGAUUGUGAGGAAAAUCAGUAUGACCUUUUUAAAAACAAUGGGCUUCCACUCAUGAUACAAGCCUUAACUGAUUCUCAGAAUGAGGAACUACACAAGGCUGCCACAUUUGUGCUUCACAACUGCAGAAAAACUACUGAGAAGUUAUCGCUAAAUGUACGAGGAUAUUCUUUUGAUGAAAAUGAAGCAAAACAAUUAAAGGACACAAAUGCGAAAGAAAAGAAUCUUGAAGAGUACUGGAAAACAGCAAAGGAAAUUCUGCGCAAAAUAGAACAGCUUGAAAGAGAAGAAAAUGAGGAAGAAAUUCAAAGAAGAAGCUAUGAGAAUAUGCCAUUUAUGAACAAGGAGAACAUACUGAAACACCUCCAUUCAGGUAGUACUGGAGAUGCCAAAGCAGAAGAAGAUAAGAAUAAAAACCAGCCUGGACCGUUUCAGAGUUCUCCAUCUGUUGAUGUCACAUCUAAGGCUUGUACCACUGAUAACCGAGUGAAGACUCUGUUAAAGAGUACACAUCCAUUUAGUGGACAAAAGAUGACUUUACGUAAAGUCAGUUCCAGCUGCAAUCAAGGUUUACAUGAGAAAACAACUUUUGACAAAAAGAAUUUUGUUUAUAAAUCAAGUGACCGUGUUUUUAAAUAUCCAACUCAUGUUGUUAGAAAUAAAAAGCAGCAUUCGCCAGUAACAGAUCCAUUUACAUUAUGCUCAGACAUAAUAAAUAAAGAAGUUCUCAGUUUUCAAGCAGCUGACAGUUGUACCAAAAUAUUGAAGUAUAGGUGCUCAGGUUGCAUAUCAGUAGGAAAACCUCUAAAUAGUCGAAAUUUUAGCAAGCUCUUGCGUGCUUGUCCAUACCAAUGUGAUCGACACAAAGUCAUUGUGGAAGCUGAAGACAGAUAUAAAAGUGAACUAAGGAAAUCAUUUAUCUGUAACAAAAAAAUUCUGCUGACCCCAUGUAGAAGACAACAACUCAGUAGCAAAUCUGCUAUCCCUGGAAAAAUAAAUGAACAUAUUUAAUUUUUAAGUCAGCUUAAAUAUCACAGACUUCUAAAAAAGAUGUACUUGUUUUUAGUUCUCACCAUCAAUAGCUCUUUCUGUGAUAACCCUUGGCUCUAAUGAAGAUUAUAUUUCCUAAGAAAAGAGGCAUCUCCCAUUUGUUUGUUCACUUGCUGUCUGCCAUCUGGAAAGCAGCAGGAGGAAAACUACCUUUAUUAAGUACCUACUAUGUGUUAGGUGUCUUAUAAAAGUUGUUGCCUCUAAUUCUUAUAAGUUAGAAAUAGCAUAACUUAGAUUCAUUACAAGCUUUUUCUAGAAACCCUCAUUGUAUUGUCUGGAUCAAUUCAUAUUUUCAGAACAAAUUUUCCAUGUACAAGUACUCCAGAGAGACUUUUGAUCAUAACUCCAAUGUGUCAAACAGUCAAAAUUGAAGCAAAAAAGUGCUUCUUAAAUAACUUAUUGAAAUUUUAAUUUAACUGUAGGGUUAAGACUUCAGGCUUAUCACCAUUCCAGAUUUAUCAGAGAGUUUGAGAACCUUAACAUUUUCUUCUAAUCAUCUGAAGUUAAUACUAACUACAGGAGUAGGAAUAAACAAUUGAGUACAUUACUUGUCAGAGUCAUCAGAAAUGAGUAACAUCAAAUGGGAGAAAAUGAAGGAGGAGGUAACAUUUAGAAAACAAAUGUUCUCAUUACCUUACUUAUGUAACUAUAACC
Messenger RNA from Dipodomys spectabilis (banner-tailed kangaroo rat), 2690 nucleotides. It is a transcript of the gene Terb1, whose product is annotated as telomere repeat binding bouquet formation protein 1. Bases 9 to 1997 code for a protein of 662 amino acids. Gene Ontology annotation, biological process: meiotic attachment of telomere to nuclear envelope; homologous chromosome pairing at meiosis. The transcript is spliced from 16 exons. Lineage: Eukaryota; Metazoa; Chordata; Mammalia; Rodentia; Heteromyidae. The record is from RefSeq and is a predicted model, not a curated record.